Cydia strobilella is the source of this 977-nucleotide messenger RNA. RefSeq lists its product as uncharacterized. The coding region runs from base 73 to 939 and encodes 288 amino acids. The transcript has 3 exons. NCBI's taxonomy places the organism in Eukaryota, Metazoa, Arthropoda, Insecta, Lepidoptera, Tortricidae. The record is from RefSeq and is a predicted model, not a curated record.
CGAUGACUUAUAGGUUGUUGAUUGCACCUAGACUUUGCUAGUAUACUUUUCGCUCAUGUGAUGUAAGACAAUAUGAAAUUCAAAUUGUUUUGUUCAAUUAUCACUGUUGCUACUUGUAGCUAUGGAGUUUUUGGGCUCUAUAAUAAGGACGUAGUUUGCGUUUUGGACAAGGGUGAAGAACCUGUAUGCAAAGUCCUUCGAAGAAAUAAUGAAGUAAAAGCCGCAACGGACGAUUUUAUUCCGUCAUAUGACCCCUACAUCCCAAGAUCAAACGUAAAGUUGUACUCUUGCACGGAAACAGAGUGCAAUGCAUUAAAACUAGAGUCCAUAUCUCAGGUCACAUCCCCCACUAUGUUCAUGCAAUCAUGCUAUUUAAAAGCACCAGAGAAGUACGAAUGCGAGAAAGUGAGAUACAACUAUUUAAAAAAUAUCGAUAAAUUACUUUUCUUGAAAAAUACUAUGCCUGACAAGCAGUUUUACAUGGUUGAUUGUUUAGUUUAUAAGAAGGGUGAGCGCAUUUGUCAUAGCAAGGACAGUGUCGACUCUCAUGCCAAAUUAGUAGACGCUGGAAAAAUAGCGAAACCCAACGAGUCAGCCAUUCUGUCGCAGGACGAAUUUGUAUGUCAACAGAGCACUGAAGGAGAAGUCCUGUGUGAUCUCAACCCUUAUAUACCGUUAGCCACAGGUCUUAAAUUCAAGGAAUCCCCAAAAAUUGCACCAGAAGUUCUUCUAAAAACUAAGAAAAUGUUCGUCCUGCUUAAACUAAAGUGCUGGAACCCGUGGUGUGGAUACACAGGCCGAGUAUUAGAAACAAGGAGAUCUUUUUCUUACAAACCACCCGGUGGUGAUAUUUACCGUUGUUUUUAUGCCGAAAGACAACAGAUUUGCAAGAAAAUUUCAAAUAUAUAUGAAGAGCGAGGAUCACUAGUGGGCGAAUAAUAUUGAUUGGUAAACUUGCGUCGAAAUAGUUUCAAAAA